This is a messenger RNA of Cynoglossus semilaevis (tongue sole), 1445 nucleotides long. Its product is annotated as arabinogalactan protein 1. Lineage: Eukaryota; Metazoa; Chordata; Actinopteri; Pleuronectiformes; Cynoglossidae. The record is from RefSeq and is a predicted model, not a curated record. Bases 683 to 1198 code for a protein of 171 amino acids. The transcript has 3 exons.
AUUUGAGAAACAUGUUUCUACUUUCAUGGAAACUUGUAUAGUCAUGCUUUAAACAUGUGGAGUGGUUCAUACUGUAAACAACGAUGUUUUUAUUGUACUUUUUUAUCGCUCUUGAUGCAUACAAAAAUGAAGCUCAGCUUUUCUGUCUGUCAAAAACAUUUAUCAUCAUCAACAUCGACUGUAAAAGUAGACAGAAAAACUAUUUCUAAUAAAAUAGAAAUGGUUUGGGGGCCCUAAACGGAGGUUUUUAACUGGAAGCCCCCAAUAAUUGGGGUGUGGAGGGGGGUUAUAUGUCUUUGCAAUAUCUAUGAAUUAAUUUGCACAGUGAGUGUCACUUUGGCUGUUAGAUUAGUGUUUAAUUUUGCAAGCAAUACUUAGUUACUAAGCAGGCGGUUGCUGUUCUCUAACCCAACAAUAUCUCUUAGAAACAGCCAAGUUACAACACAUAAACACAAGAAAGCGGAAAACGCAGGCGUCGGUACUUGGACGCAGUGCGUAAUUACGCACGGAAGGUGUAGAGGAGAGAGUUUGGACCAGACUGUUUGUCGCUCUCCUCAGUGUGAACUUCUUUUCUCCUUUUACAGAGACGGCAGAUACCUGUGCACGACGUCAUCAGCGCAGCCUCAGCCUCAACUGUCAUCUCCGAACACAUCCGUCCAGUCCUCGGUGCGCACAGGACAGGAUGGGAUGCUCCACCAGUUCCCAGACUUCAGCGGUGGACACGACACGACCCGGUUCUAAGCCCGAGGAGAGCAACGGAGCCAGCACUACAGGAGCAGCCAAUGAAAAUGGUAACGUAGCUGAGGACAGUGCGACUCUUCCAGACCAAACGCCUGCACCUGUGCAGGAACCUGCUGUGGUGGCCACCACUGCACAGACCACCACCACCACCGCUGCUGCUGAUCCACCACCAGCAGAGGCUCAGCCUGCAGCAGCCAGUCCACCUGCAGAUGCAGCAACACCAGCAGUGGGCAGCACCACUGAGACGACAGCCAGCUCUCCAGAACCUGCAGCUGCAGCUACGGAACAAGGAAAAGCAGAGGCCACAGUGACUGAAUCUGGACCCAAAACAGAGGAGGCUGGAGGUGAGAUCUUCAGUUGUGGUUUCAUUUAUACUCUCUAUGCAACGAUAACAUCUGUGCUCACUCUCCUCUCUUUGUGUUUCCAGCUCCCACUCAGUGAAGGGGAAAUGAAAUGACCAGAUGAAAGUGUCUUCAUUUUUUUUUUUUUCUUUGGAUGCUCAAGUCAAAAGCGCUUAUCUUUAUGUUAUGUUGCCAAGAUGCCAAAAUGUUUCUGCUUUCAAAACUGUACAUACAACAGAGCUCAGCAUUGAGUGAGUCUGUAUUUUCAGGACACGACGUUGUCAACGUAACUUGUUACCUAUGGAUAUUUGAAUUUGUUACAUGUAUAGACCGUCUUAUUAAAGCCCACGCUCUCUCCCUGAA